Messenger RNA from Caenorhabditis bovis, 3768 nucleotides. Lineage: Eukaryota; Metazoa; Nematoda; Chromadorea; Rhabditida; Rhabditidae. The record is from the annotation of a GenBank genome assembly.
AUGGAUAAAAAACGAGAAGCUGUGCUGAAAAAACUCUCUGAACGUCACGAGAAACGUGUUUUACAAAAACUCAACUCUACAGUAAAAAAUAACUCUAACAUUGAUAUAUCAGCAACAGAAAAAGCGUUUCUUGCCACUGAUCCGUCGCAACUCGACAUGAAAACACCAGUCAGAAACAAGGCGCCCCCAGUCCAUACGUUUUCCCCGAUUGUUUCAUUCGAUGAAAAAGCCAAUAAGCAAAUUGUUGCCUUAGCCGCUUGGUGUAAUACUAUUUUGGAUAUUGAUGAUUCUGAAGAAAUUGAUAUGGGUUCAACAAAAAUGGAGGCGUGUCGAAAAAUUCAAGAAAUUUUGAAGACUAAAAAAACUGAAAACUUAGAAGUUCAGCCAGAACCCAUCAAUCGUUACCCGAAGAUUUUUGAUAAAAACAAUUCGGCAAAAAUUCGAGAUGCAUGCCGCAAAAUUUUGAUUGACUCAGAUAUUGGAAAGAGUAUUGAAACUCUUUUGAGCAAAAGAAUUCUCUCGAUUAGACCUGAAUGCGCAGUUUAUUCAGAUUUGGCCCUUCAAACUUCGCUUCUUCGCAUUUUUUUGUCAUUUCACCCUGCAUAUCUUAAAGCUGCUCUUGAAGCUGUUUUCAACCGAAACAUUGAAACUAGUGCAAAAACGCUGCUUAGCAUUCUCUCCAAAUUUAUUAUUAGUAACGUUUUCUCGGAUGCGAAAUUGUUGAAAAACAAAAAAUACGCUCAAGGAUGUGGAAAGCCGAUUGUUACUGCCGCUGGAAAAGAAGCUCUUCACAAUCACUUCCUUUCGUGUGCCAUGAAAAUAUUUUUCCUGGUCGAAACAGCGCGAAUAAACAGAAUCAUCCCAAAUGUCACAAGAGUUUUCAACAAAUCAUCGCAGUUUAAAAGUUUUGAUUCAAUCUUCGUCGAAUUCAGCAAAGAAAUUCUUUCUGGUACUUCAAUUCCUCUGAAAAAAGCCUUUGCAAGAAUUGGAUUCAUCUCUUCUUAUAAUCAGACUUUUAUCGAUGAUUAUGAUUAUUUUGCGAGAGGUUUUGAAGAUUUCUCGAAUGGAGUCAUUCUUGGAAAACUCGUCGAAACUAUUGGAAAUUUGAAGCCGGGAUCAAUAUUAAAUAGACUUCGAGACCCAGCUGGGGAUCGUAUUAGAAAAUUGAAGAAUGUUGAGAUAGUAUUGGAUGAAAUGUCGAAACUCGGAAUUGUAACUGAAAAUAUCAGUGCUGCUCAAAUUGUCGGCAGCAAGAAGGAGGCCGUUCUCAGUAUCCUGUGGUCAAUUAUUGGAGUUCGAGUGACAGCUGACAAAAGCAAAAUUAACCUUAUUCGUGAUCGAUUUAAUCAUGAAAAUAUUUCAAAUAAAAACCCUGAUGAGGACAUUUCAAAUGCAGCGUUAAUAUUAUGCCGAGAAGUUGGCUCGACUUUAGGAAUCGAAGUGAAGGAUCUUGAGAGUGUAUACAGUGGAGAACUGCUAGCGAAAGCAUGGAAUACUUGGAACCCGUCUGGAUCUCGCGUUGAACAUUAUCCUGGUGAUACGCUUUGGGAGAAAGUCACGAAUCUGGCGGAAUCGGAAAUGCGGAUUGCUAAAGGAAUCGACCAACAUCUGCCACUAUUCAUUCGACUUUUUAUGGAAGGAGUUCAGCGAAUUGAAGUAAUAAAUAGGGCCGCGCGAAAAAUUCAAAAAACUUGGAGGGCAUUUAAAUAUAAUCAAAGUAUUCCUAAAUUAUACAAAAUCGUUCAACAAGUCGUUGAUAGUCUUCCGAUGAUACGAAACGCUUCACCUUGCGAGAUUUCGUCUCGUCUUUCUUGUGUCUCACUUUGCAAUGCAACUUUCACAAUUUCUCGCGAAUCAACAUCGUCGAAUUGUGAAUUGGAUAGAACGUUCAAGAUUCCCAAAACUCCAGCAAGAACUGGAGAAGCUCCAAGAGAAUCAAUUCGUUUGUUCGAAAAGGUGAUCGAAGAAGACGGCGAAGAAGAUGAGGAGAUAAACGAGAACGAUGAGAACAAACACCCUGACGCUGAUGAAACGGAUUUUGAAAGCUCAAUUGCUGAAGAAUUAUGCCGUAAAUUGGACGUUCUCGAUGUUGACGAGCAAUUAGCGAUAUCGAAUUCUGAAACAAUUAGAACCGAAUCAUUUUAUGACAAUGUGACAAUCACUGCGGAUAACUACAAACAGAUUGAAAAAAAUCGAAUAGGCCAAAUGAGUGUUUUCUCAACAGAAGAAUCAUUCCAAGAACGUGAAGUCAAUGAGACAAAUGACGCGAAUGCAAAGAACAUAUGUGACUCAGAAUCACAGAACAUUUGCGAAAAAAACAAAAACGAUGGUGCUGACGAAGUAGUGCAAGAACGAUCUCCGGUUGCUACAAAUUUCGAUGCAGUCGCAGAAAAGUUUGAAAGUGUUCAUGCAAAAGAAUAUUCGAAUUUUGUUGAAAUUAAUUGCGAUGAUAAGGAUUUCCUUGAGCCCGAACAAAUGGAAAUUGAUGAGGAAUCAGUGGUAAAAGAGAAAAUUAACGAUAUAUCCAAUUACGAAUAUCGUGAUGAAUCGACAGUUUUCGAAGAUGGAUCAUCUUUGGCUUCCGAGUCUCCACGUCGUUUGUGCGUUUUUUCUAAAGAAAAUACAUUUCAAGAUGAAUCGAAAAAUGAGGAAAUCGUUGAAAACAAGGAGAUUGCAAUGGAAAAUGAAAAUAUUCGAGAAUCGACGGCUAGUCGGGAUUCUGAAUCUGGCGCCGAAGUGGAAGAUAAUGUGGACUUGAAAUUACUCAACUCAGAUCAACUUCGUGAGAUUCUUAAAAGAAAAUUAAAAUUGGCUAACGAACAAAAAAAAAUGGCAAAUAAACUGGAUAAAUUGAGUCUCAUCAAAACUUUCAAGCAAUGUGCAAAAGUUUCUAAACCGAUGGAUGUAUCGAAAGGCGAGUCGGCAUCCUCAUUGCAUCGCACGAAUGCUGGAAUGGAAGUGUCGAGUCUGACGGACGAUUUGAAUCAUGCAUUUGCGUGCACACCGACAGCCAAUUUUGAUCCGAUAAUCACGGAUUUACAAAAAUGCGAUGAAGAGACACGAGAAAAAGCGGCGAUUGUUAUUCAAAAAUGCAUUCGAGGAUAUUUUUUGCGUAAAAGAAUGGAGACUGAACUUCGAGACAUGCAAACCCGCGUUGAUAAUUAUAACAGAAUUGCUGAAUUGAAUCGCAUCGAAAUCAAGGCGGCCCAAAAGUCGUCUACGGUUUCACACAAGGAUGUUACCGCCGUUGACAGAUUGCGAAACUACACUCUUCACGGAUUAACGCAUUGCAAUCUGUCUCUCGUUAAUAUCUCUGCGACAGCAAUUCUUCGAAUUAUUUCUUUACUGCCAGAACUUGUCGAAACUUUUGUUAAUGAAUUGGAUGGUAUUUCGAAGAUUUGUAACAUUCUCGAAAAUGCUGAUCGCGGAUUAUCGUAUACUCACAUUUCGGCAGCGCUUAUUUUGAUACUUGAACGAAUUGUGGUUUUGACUUCGAUAAAAAACACGCACGCCAAACUUAAACUGCAUCUUGAGUUUUUGUCGCCAAAACUUCUUCAUUUAAUGCUUGUGAAUAGUAACAAUGCCGUCUUAUUCAUCGCAUUGUGUCGAACUUUGGAAGCCAUUUUACAGCAGUGGAGAAAUGUCGAAGCAUGUUAUAUGAAGGAUGCCCCGUAUUUCAUAAAGAAAUCGAAAUCGAAGUUGAAAAAUGCGGACUGCUUGACUGCACUCAAGGAUUUCGAGAACAUCUAUACGGUGUGCACUGCUUGA